AUGCGCGGACGGUCAAGACGUCGCUCUCUGGUGAGGGAUGUCACUAGCAGUGGGAGUUUCUAUGGCUACAUCGGAGAGCUGCGCAGCGCCUUCGACCCAAAUUCCGUUCUCCUCCAGAGCUGGCACCAACUUCUGUUCGGUUGUCUGCUGUAUGAAGCGUUCUUGCUUCCAUUCGUCGUGACUUUUGCAACUAAAAACUCGCUCUUAUCGUCCACUGCGGCAUUUCGGGUCUUCUACGGUGCAGAAUUUCUAUUCUGCGCCGAUUUUUACGUGGCACUUAACACUGGCUCCUACGAGGUUGGCAACAUCCAUCGAGACAAAGGCAGAGCUCGAGCCAAGUACCUCAAGUCGGUUGGGUUCUUCCUCGACAUUGUGGCUAUCAUCCCGCUGUCUCUCGUCCUCCCUCUGCUACGUGUCAGACGAGUGCCAGGGUACUUGUCGAACCUCGACAAUGUCUAUGCGAAAUACUUCCGAGCUCUCAAGUGGCUGAAGAUUCUGGUAGCCACAGCGUUUGUGGCUCAUGUCAUAGCGUGUGGUCGCUUCGCAUUCGGCUGGAGAGACCGAAGUGCGCAGGUGUCAGACGGUUGGCUGCCUCUGGGGAGUGAGUCACUGGACACACAGUACGUACAAGCUCUGUUUUGGAGCGUGGGGCUGCUCACUGGGGCCUUUGAGGGUGCACUGCCACGACGCAACUCGGAAUUCCUGUUCACUUUGACGGUCAUGCUGCUAGGGUUUGUUCUCUUCGUCUAUGCUUGCUCCACUCUGUUCAUGUUGUCCAAGUCGGAGAGCAAUCAGACGGUGCUGGCUCAAGCGCGCAUCAAUCAACUGCGGCACUUGCUUACGUUCCAUGGCGUACCAGAAAUGCUGCAGACGGAGGCGAUGGAGUAUCUCAAGCGUCAUUACACUGACGCAGAGUCGAAUGAUCGGGAGGUGGUAAAGCUGCUGUGUCCGUCAAUUUCCAAGGACAUCCAAGUGGAGUUAUUGAAGGAUAUGGUCGGUCGCAUCCCGCUCUUCCGUGGCUGCAACCAACAGUUCAUUGUGGCGCUUACCAGUCUGCUAGAGAUGACGAGUUUCCCUGCCCAUGUCACGCUUUUUGAGGCUGGAGACCAAGGAGACUACAUGUACGUGGUCAACUCGGGAGUGCUCCAUAUCUUGGUCAACGGAGUGAAAGUGCGUGAGCUACGACAAGGAAGCUUUUUCGGUGAAGUGUCAGUGUUCUCCAAGAGACCACGGUCUGCUGCGGUCGUGACGACCUCGUACUGCACUCUCUAUCGCCUUUCAAGGUUCCACACGGAGCGGGUUAUGGAAGGUUACCCGGACUGCGCCGCAGAAAUCGCGUCGUCAAUCGACGAGAUGGUCAACGAGCGAGAAACAGCCAAAUCCUCGCACGGAGGGGGCGAGGAGUAUAUGCUGACGACGUUGCUUCAUUUGUCCUCGAAGUCGCCAAUAAAAAAGAAGCGUCCGUCGUUGCGAGAUCGAGCGAAAAAGGCGCGAUCUUCUCUGGUGCGUAGUAAGUCAACAAGAGCACUAUCGUCGUCACGUCACUCGGAAUACGACGGAGGGAACGCGUCAAUGAGCGAGCAACGUGCCAGGAACUUCACGCCAACUCCGAUUGUGUCACCGUCCAAAGUCAUGGCUACGUCACCUGAAACAGCAAAAUUGGUGCGCAGCCAGUCCGCUCUGAAAAGCUCAACGAGUAUCCCUCCAGACUCAAUGCAAGGAUUUUACGACAAUUUAUCUCGACGUCGUGGGUCUCAACAAUUGGCUGACGACGCCUUGUCUCGCGUCUUCUGUCGCCUUCUGAUGCGUCGUGUAGUGGACCACUCGUCUCGGUGGCGGAAAUACUGGCUUAUUGUCCUCCAAGUGCACUUGGCUGCGAACUGCUUCAUCGUAUCGCUGCUGCUGUGCUUCCCCAUACUGGAUUGUCCGAUGAUCAACCGUGGCGCACAAGCAGGCUACGUUCUGAUGGAUAUUCUCUUGGGUAUCGACAUGUAUCUGAACUUCCAUCUGACCUACACGACUGGCCGAAAGAAAGUCACAGACCCUUCGCUCGUAGUGAAACACUAUCUCCGUGGAUCUUUCGUCCCAGACUUGCUGUGCUGUGUACCCUAUCGGCUGCUCGUACCACUCGGUGGCUCGACAGUUCUACUGACCCAUCCAGCCUUACUUCGACUACCAGUGUUGCUGCGUGUUUGGCACAUCAAAGGCCACUUGAAGGAGUGGGAGACUUCAUUCCGUCUUAGCCGUAAGGGCUGGUUUCUAGCUGCUGGGAUGGCCUACUUGCUGUCACUUCAUCUCGUGGCAUGCGUGUACUUCAGUCUCACCUACCAUUCCAACACCUCCUACGCACCAGCAGAAGCGCACGCUGUAGCAGGGAUGCAGUACACACGCGCGCUUUACUUUGCAGCAACAAUGCUCACCACACUGGGCAAAACAGUCGAGCCGUCAUCAACUUUGCAGUACUCUGUAGCACUCGUCUUCAUGCUGUGCGGGUUUCUCUCGAUGGCGGUGAUGGUUGACAUGAUGCAGACACGAAUCACGGCGUCGGCGUUCGAGCAGAAGGAGUUUCUAGUGACACGCACGCGUGUUCAGCGAUUCAUCAAGUCCCGCACGGUCCCUUCAGGUGUUCAACAGCGGGUGAAGUCGUUCUUGGACUUCUGGUGGUCUUGUCACCGCGGCGCCGUCGCUGGUGACCUACUUAACGACCUUCCUGAGACGAUCAAGCGUCCAGUCUUGCGGAGUAUGUGCCAGUCGGCACUACGCACGCUGUCACUUCUGGCAGAUGUUCGGCCUUCAUUGGAUGCGCUGGAGCAGGUAUUCGUUGACAACGUUCGGUUCAUUCUUUAUGGACAGGGCGAGGUCAUUUACAGACAAGGAGACUACGCCAGUGGACUCUUUUUCUUGCUCGAGGGCGAGCUGAUUAUUAUCGUCGAUGGUGGCGCCCCUCGCACACUUGUGAAAGGUGGCUUUAUUGGGACUGCUGCGCUGAAUCUGAGCGAGACAUCCGUGAGCUAUGCAGAGCGCGUGACAGCCGCAAGUGGCUGCAUCUUGCUUUUCCUGUCGCGUGAUCAUCUCAAUGGUAUGCACAAAGUGUUUCCGACCUUUUCGAUGGCACUUCGAGCCUUGGAAAAAAGACUGGAAGGAGCUAAAUUGGCGCGAGUGCAGCAAGACUUUACAAACCGUGAACGUUCCUUCAGUGGGGGAGUGAAUCCAAUAUCUGCCGGUACCAACAAGGCCACAUUGGAGACGAAGGUGUUGCGGUAUUUGGGUCUCGGUGACAUCAUUUUCGACCCUGAUGAGACGAGCUCCGAGAUGUGGAACCUGUGGAUCUUUGCGUUGACUAUCGCUUUGUACGUUAAGGUGAUUGGCGAAAUGACGGCUGGCGUGGACGCUAAUAACGUCGUGCAGUCCGAGGUGGUAGCCGCUCCCUUCGAAGUAUUCUUUGCUCUAGACUUUUUCUUCCACUCGCGACUGGGCUAUUACGAGUACGGCAGCAAAGUUAUGGACAUUUUUACAAUACGCGAGAGAUUCUUCCGUUCUCCACAGUGUUGGUGUGGCAUACUCGCGCUUAUUCCACUUUACACCGUAAACUGGCUGGUCGGAUGGUCGAAUCGCCACGAAAUGCUCAGUAUCAACAAGCUACUUCGUCUCUUUCAAGCGAGAAAAACCUUUCUGACAUUGGAAGAAAAGCACGCGAGUCGCACGCUGCAAGUGCGAUUGAUCAAACUGGUGUUGCUGUCCUUCAUGUUGGCACAUGCAUUCGGCUGCAUCUGGUUCAGUUUUAAGAGCUCCUCGAGAGAAGACGACGCGUGGACGCCGUCUACAUCGCUCCAGACGGCAGACAAGCAUGUCCAGUACUCGGCUCUGCUCUUCUGGUCAUUCGGACUCAUGUCGAAUUCCUACGCGGGAGAACUCCCCAAGACUGAGGCGCAGUGUUGUGUCGCCAUUCUCGUCCUCCUCUCCGGCGCCCUCCUCUUCGCUUACGUGAUUGGAAACAUUUCAGACGUCGUGGAGCUGAUCGACGCCAACUCCCGCGAGUUCAACGCCAAGCUCAGCUCUCUGCGACUGCUUUUGGCGCAUUUCCACCUUCCAUCCUCGAUCCAGGAACAACUGAAAACUUACUUUUUCUUUCAACAAUACCACACCAUCACUCAAGAGUUUCUCUUGGAGCGCUGUCUGCCACCGUCGCUGCUAACAGAAAUCCGACUUGUCCACCUCCAACCGAUGAUCUCGAAAGUCGGGUUCCUCGCUGGGAUGGAAGAUUCGGUGACGCGGAUGCUCGUCUCGCAGCUUGUACAAGCGCUCACAGUCAAGGGCCAGUUUGUAUUCCGUCUGGGCGAAGAAGGAAGCGACAUGUUCUUUGUCUUCACGGGGAUUAUUGACGUCUUGGUGCCGCUCGAGACAGUUCACCGGCGGCAGUCGCAUGACGAGAGGAUAAACGCUCUCGGUUCUCCGUCUCGAUCGUCGUUCCACACGGUCUUCCCCACUCUCGACCCGUCCAAACUGCAGUCCAGAGGCCAGUUGAAGAAGGUGAACGAACUCACGUCGGGUAGCUACUUUGGGGAAGUGGCUCUCUUCACGAGUAAACCACGCAGUGCCCACGCUCGAUGCAAGACUUCCUGUGUGCUCUAUCGACUGCCGCGACGUUCGCUUGAGCUUGUUUUCGAGCGGUAUCCGGACUGGAAGCGCAAAGUGCUCAAGAUUGUCAACAUCCAACAGGAGCAGCAGCUUCUUCGGAACUUGAACAUGGAGGAGCAGAUGGAUGUGGCUGUGAAUACUUCGAAAGGGACGACUGGUAGUUUUUCGGAAACACUACCCCAGCGUGGAACGAGAAAUACCGCGAUUCGACCGCUGGGAACACUAAAAACGGCUGGGUCCUUCUUCUCUUCGUACAAAGCACAGCGUUCUGUGUCCUCCGAUACAGCAGUAGCCUCGCAAUUGGCACAGCAAAAGAAAGACGUGAUUUGGGUGGACAUGCUGCUGCAAUGUACCGACGCUCAGAGCGCAUUCCACGUCCACUGGCUGAUGGGUAUCGCAGUCGGCACAGUCUACAUGGCGCUUAUCAUUCCGCACCGUAACUCGUAUGAUGCGCUGGAAGGGUUAAGUCCCAUGCCCAUAGUCGCUCGAGCACUGGAACUUAUCUGUGAAGUCUUGUUUGGGUGGGAUAUUUGGGUCAAUUGGAACCUAAAGGACGGACUGGAAGCCAUGGAGCUGUACGAGAACAAGCAACGCGAUGCAUACCAGAAGGAGCGACUGUGGGUCGAUGUGGUUGCAGCGAUUCCGAUCGACCAUUUCCUAGCGGAUUUCUACCAGUCUCCGUUGCUGGGUUUGAAUCGAUGUCUGAAGCUCUUCAACUUCCCGCACUACAUGAGAGAGAUAAACCGCCGCAGUGUGUCGUACGAGAAGAACCGUCUCUGUACGCUGUGGAUCUUGCUGUUUGUUCUCGUGCAUUGGUGUGCGUGCGCCUACUUCUCCAUAGCAUCGGCCACGAGCACAGCUGAAACAUUCGAUGAUUGGGACAAUUGGGCUCCUCCUCGCACCGCUACGGAAAUGUCCUGGACAAACCCUCCACUUGGCUUGCUGCUGCUUCGUUUCUUGCGCGGAAUUUACUUUGCGUCCACCGCGUUUAUCAAGAGAGGGAAAGUGUUUGAGCCUUCAAAUUACGUCGACUACACGUUCUCGAUCUUCGCGGACUUUGUCGGUUUGGUGGUGGUAUCCUUCAUGAUCGGAGAGAUGGCGAACUUGUACGUCUCGUACACCAGUAACGAGGUGGAGUUUCGAAAGAACCACAUCGCUGUCGACUUGUACUUGGAGCGGUGGCAGAUUACGGGACAGCUACGAACUCGAGCGCACGCCUUCCUCUCUUCUCUGUGGAGCUCCCAUCGUGGAGUGAGCUACCAGGCGAUCUUUGACGAGAUCCCGCACGUGAUCCGAACGGAGACAAUCCUGCACAUCGCGAAUCUACCGCUGCGAGUGUUCAUUAACAACGUGUUCCGGCCAUUCGCCACCGCUCACCCUCACGAUCGUGACGUCGAGGCAAUUACACGAGCUAUAGCCCAGCACCUCAAGUACGAGGGAUAUCCACGAGACGAGUGCGUGAUCGUGGAAGGAAGCGUCUCGAAAGAAAUGUAUUUUGUCGUCAAAGGGUUUCUACGCUCUACGACCAGUGGGGGGCAUUCAGAAGAGGGAACGGAUAAGAGCUACAAGAAGGGAGAUUAUUUCGGAGAACAUGGGUUGCUGGGGUACUCUGUAGGCGUCUCGACGGUUAAGACCAUGUCAGCUUGCGACUUGCUGUCUCUAAGCUCUGAAGAUCUGCUGCAGGUGAUUCUGUCACGCCCACUCUUUCAAACAGCGCUGAGUCUAGCGGUGGAAGGAUAUCGAGACUUGUCGAAGAUGAUAGGGACAAAUCGCUCAUCAAGUGCGUCACUUGAGGACUCGGCGCAAGCAGAAAAAGAUUGGGGGAUUGUGCUGUUUCAACUCCUGAAAGCGCGAAGGAAGAAGUGGCUCGAGGAAGCGCUUUCCUUCACAAGCGGAGAUGCCGAUGACUCGUUUAGUGAGCCCUGGGUGACCUCCUCCUUAAAGCCGGGUAAGGAAGUUGGCCUCGUGACGAUUUCAUCACCUGCUGCAUGCGUGAGCGUGUUCGAGAAGCUUCUCCGGCUCAUUGCGACGAGAGGGUUGCUCGACUCGAAGAGUUUGCACCAGUCGACGGCACAGUUCCAGCACACCCUCCCUGUUCUGGCCGCUGAUUCCUCGCCACAGCGCACCGCCAGCAUGUCGGUGCCUGAGACGUCUAACACCAGGAAGACCAGCCUCGACAAGCUCUCGUACCUCCAUUGA
Phytophthora infestans T30-4 is the source of this 6837-nucleotide messenger RNA. Its product is annotated as Voltage-gated Ion Channel (VIC) Superfamily. The transcript has 5 exons. Gene Ontology annotation, cellular component: membrane. Bases 1 to 6837 code for a protein of 2278 amino acids. Gene Ontology annotation, molecular function: protein-containing complex binding; monoatomic ion channel activity. The record is from RefSeq and is a predicted model, not a curated record. Gene Ontology annotation, biological process: monoatomic ion transport; transmembrane transport. Lineage: Eukaryota; Oomycota; Peronosporomycetes; Peronosporales; Peronosporaceae.